GUACAAGAUGGCGGAUAGAGAUUUUGGAAAAUGAUGUAAAUGAGUGAACGGAUAAAUGCAGAAAAAUGAGUGUUCAUGUAAUCAACAUGCCGAUACUUUCAUCAAAACUGCACGACCUUGAAUUUAAACCUCUGGUGGUCGAUAUUGCCGACGGGGACGAUCCGAAUCAAGUUGUAAAACCCGACAUAGAAGACGAUCAGAAGCGAUGGCUUGUUAUUGGAAUAUGUCUACACAGCAUCAUAUCUCCCGCCUUAAGACAGUACAUUCCUCCCGUUGUGAGCAAAUUGUACAGCACUUUGAAACGCACAGACCAGGUCGACAAACAGACAUACGCCAACUAUUUAAUACGAUAUAAACCUACAAACAAAGAGCUAAACUACGAGGCAAUUAACAACAACAGUGCUAUACCAAAGGUGAAAGGGAAGAAAGAUGUACAGAAAUACAACUACAAUGUAACUAGCGAUGCGGACCUAACGAAGCUGUUCAUGAUAACCAGUAUGGCCCACUAUACCGGGUUUGAUGAUACGUGUGACUCGUCAGCUCUCCUAGGGAUUGUCAUCAACAUAGAUACGUUUCCACCGAUAGUAAAGUCAGUUGCAGAGAAGGUGCGGACUGAUAUUCGGAAUGACUGGGCUCAUUGUAACUUUUCUGAGUGGGAUUCCAUGAAGUACCAGACAUCGUUCCAGUUGAUGCACCAAUUUAUUAGGAAUUUGCAACUUCCUGUCCAGGAUGAAGCAUAUGCACUCGGACAGUUGACUCAUUGGCAAACAAAUGGGAUAAAGUUUCUACAUGGGACAACACUCGGAACUGAGCUCGUGCGAGAGCUAAGAAAAGAAACAAAAGCUAUUAGUAAGUACCUUCUAGAUGCUACUUCGCAUAUCGAUGAGGGUUUUGAGAAAACGAAAGAUGCUCUAAAUAAUGUACAACAAGCUUUAAAUAAGUCAGACAAACAUAUUCAGACGAUAAAGGAAAAUGUUGAAGACAUCGAAGUAAGCGUUGAAUCAAUCAAAAAUAAACACGAAGAGCUUGAAAAAAGAUUAGACCAACAAGCAGAUCACAUUAAUUUGGAUUUCCGAAAUGUCAAAGAUGACGUCUCAUCAACACAACUUCAAGUUACAAGCCUCGAACAUAGUUUACAGAAAGCACAGAAAAACAUAUCAAAAACCUGGGAUAAUGUAGAAGAUGUACGGUUGUGUGUUGCAGAAAGCAAAACUGAAAUUAAAGAGAUAAAAUCAGAAGUUAAAAAUAUUCAAUCCCAACUUGGCAGUACAAAGUCGGAACUCACAAAGGCAAAAAGCCAUAUGAAUGAUGUAAGUAUGGACAUUAAAACAUGUACAACUGAACAAGAGAAUAUUAAAGUGGACUUGCAAGGUACAAGAACGGACGUUGCCACUAACAAACUCGAUAUAGAUGACAUUAAAAUAUAUCUAUCAACAUCAAGACCUGUUGAUAAAGUUUUUUUCUACCCUCCAAAUAAAAUUUCUACAUUCGUAGGAAGAACAGAAGAGUUAGAGCAAAUUAAGCAAGAGUUUUUUAAAAGGAGCAACGACUGUCAUAUGCAAGUAGUAUGUGGAUUAGGUGGCAUUGGAAAGACAACUCUGUCUGUUGAAUAUGCUUGGAAUUUUCAGACAUAUUAUCCUGGUGGCGUAUUCUGGAUGUCAGCAGAAACAAAUGACGCCCUGGAAGAUUCUUUACACAAGAUAGCCCUUGACACCUACAAUGUCGGAAAUGAUGCUAAGGAAUCAAUGCGGAAAACUAUUUCGUGGAUGUCUAAACUACAGCAAAGAUGGCUUCUUGUAAUAGAUAAUUUAGAUAUGGAGGAAAUCAGAGGAAAUGUCAAAGAAUUGGUGCUAGGGACAUGGAGACACCAUUCCAGAGGCCAUAUUAUCAUUUCAUCAAGAAGAGAGGCAACAAAUGCUGAGGAAGAAUUCCAUGUAAAAAUGAAAGACUGCAUAACAUUAAGUGUAUUGACUACGCAUGAGAGUUUAAAGUUUAUGGCGGCACGCACUGGUAUAAAAGAAGUAAAUGACGAAAGUGCUUUAUGUUUAGUAGAAGAACUAGGUUGCUUACCACUUGCAUUGGAACAAGCUGCUGCUCAUAUCAAGGCAUUAUCAUGUACAUAUAAAGAAUACCUUGACAAAUUCAUGCAACUGAGAUUACAAUUGCUCAAGAAUAGUAGACCUCUUUUUGAUAUAUCGAAGGAGAGAGAAACAAUACGCACAACAUGGCAAUUAAAUUUUGAUUACAUUUCAAAACAGUCAGAGAGCGAAGGAUUUGGUACAGCGGCCGUCACUUUGAUGGAAAUAUCAGCAUUUAUGUACGCUGAUGAAAUACCUCUGUGUAUAAUAAAUACUGGGUCACCAAACAUAUGUGAGGAUCAUUUACUGCGGUGUCUACAAUAUGAACUUGGGAAAAAGCAAAUGGGAGAAAUUCUUACACGAUUUUCGCUCUUUCGGAGAAAUGAUGACGAUUUCACAUUAAGCAUACAUCGUUCAGUACAAGAAGUUCUGAGGGAGAAGCUAGAAAGUUCCGAGAGAAAAGCCAUUAUCUUCCAGUGUGCAACCCGAAUGAUCAAUAAAGCACUUGACGAGACAUGGUCACCGAAUGAUGCAAUAAAAGAAGAAAACGUAGGCAAAGCUUCUUUACGAAUGUGGAGUACGUUGGCUCUUCAUGCUAAUACAUUGAGGAAGUUCAUGGUGGAAUUUACAAAACAGAACCCAAAUCAUCAGAGCAUUUGCUUUAACACUGAAACUACAAAACUGUUACAAGCAAGUGCGAUAUACCACAGUCUAUUCCAACGACAAGAUGAGGCCCUGGCAUGUCAAAAUCAAAUGUUAUGUAUCAUACCAGCAGUUGAUAUUUCAGAAGGUUCUUUUAGUGCACUAACGUGUGUAAAGAUUCCACUUUUGAACAGGGACAGGCUUAUAAUACAGAGCAGCAUAUCAGAGACGUUGAGUCAACCUUCUUCAAUUGGCAACAGUUCAAGCAUCAGUACCCUGCAAGAUUCAGAAAUACUACGAAAACAAGGAAAUGCAUCUUUUAAAGCUAUGAAAUACCAAGAUGCCAUACAAUAUUACUCACAAGCAAUCAGGCAGAAUCCUGAUAAUGUAGAUCCAAGGCUUUACUCAAACAGGAGCCUAGCUUUUUUGAAAAUAAACAAUUAUGAAAAUGCAUUAUAUGAUGCUAACAAGUGUCUUGAGUUUGAGUCAAUGUCGUGGAAAGCAUAUUGUUGGAAGGCUCUUGCAAUUGCUGGCCUGAUACGCACUGGUGUCAUAUCAAGAUCUUGGAAAUUGAUUGGCAUGGCGGCUGCCGCAUUGUCUGUGUAUAAAAAUGCGGAAUGUUUUUAUCACGCUGAAAUGCGAGUUGAGUAUCCUUUUAUUAUGCAUCAUAUCGUUGGAAAGGAAAAUGAAUUUCAACAGUUAAUAAAUUCUCCAGUUGAUCUUUCGAGCGUCAUCUUAUUAUUGCGGAAAGGUGUAUACACUAUAAAGGAAAGCGCUAUUUCAAAGAGCGUUCGAAUAAUUGGAAUAGAAAAAGAUGUAGAAGUUGUGAGUCCUCUCAUCUUAUCCAUGGGCGAUUAUUUCUUCAUUACUGGCGCAUUGUACGGAAGAAAACAGAUAAUCGAUGCAUAUUUUGAAAAUAUUUCAUUCCCAGAAGAAAGUGGACACAUAUCAAUAGGAUAUGGUGCGAAUACAGUUUUUCAUAAGUGUUACUUCAAGAAUGGAAUAAAAGGGUGCGACGACUUUCCACAUUGUAAAGGGGGUAAAGGGUGCGCUAAUACUGAUAGAAAUUUAUGUAAAGUUUCCAGUGAAAGUGAAAGUGAACAAGAAUACUUUGGUUUUGUCGGAUCUGGAAAACCUGGUUUUGCUGGCGUAAUAGUGCAUAGCGGAGGUAAAGCGUUUCUUGACAAAUGUGAAUUAAACAGAUGUGGCGGUGGAGGUACUUUAUCUGAUGGAGAAGGAUCUGUUUUGGAAAUACGACAUAGCGUUGUAUGCAAUAUGAGGCAAAUGGGCAUUGAAGCGAGAAAUGGAGGUUCCGCAGCUGUUAUCAAGUGUGAUAUUGUAGAUAAUCAGAUGCAUGGUGUAAAUAUUGGGCCAAAGGGAAAUGGUAUUGUUUGGAAUUGUCAGAUACGAGGCAACGGAAAAGAAGGGAUAUGGUCUGGAAGAAUAUUAGAACUCGGACAACAACGUUUAGAUGGUAUUUCAAAAUGCAUCAUUGAAGAAAACUUGAUAUAUCAAAAUGGCAUGUCAGGAUUGUCCUUAGAAGGAGGCUCAUACAGUAUCAGCAAAAACAGAAUAUUUGACAACUGGCUUUGGGGAAUGAUGAUUAAAUCGCGAUCUACAGCUUAUAUAUCCAAUAACGACAUUUUCGAGAACAAAUGUGGUGGAAUAAGAAUAGGCAUAAAUUUUUCCGCUACAGUGACAAUGGAUGGAAAUACAAUUAGGGACCAUACCGGGCCAGGUAUUCACAUCGAAAAAUCGUUUGAUACAAUAGUGACAAAAGCAAUACAAAAAGACAUGGCUGAAGCAGUUGAAUGCAUAAAAGACGAAAUAACAGUUUACACUAUACCACCUAUUAUGACUACAAGAAACAUACUUAGUAACAAUGAUAGAGGAAUAAGAACGCAACGUCCACAGUAUACACAAAGUCUCAUAGAAACGUGUUGUUAUUGUCGUAUCACAUCAGAUGAGCUGAAAAAAUGUUCAAAAUGCAAAAAAGCAGCCUACUGUUCUCGGGAAUGUCAAAAGAAUCAUUGGGAACGUCACAGACAUCUUUGUAAAUUACUGCGUCAAACGUUUACAGUAGAGAUGAAAAUAUCGGAAGUACAGACUAUUUAUCAGCACAGCGGUUUUUCUGAUAAUAUGACGUUUCUUAAGUCAACCACUGUUCCCUUGCCUGAUUUAGGCAAAGGAACACCACCAGAUGUAUUCAGUAAUAAAAUGUUUAUCGUCAAAAUACAGUUACAGAAGGAAUACACAGGCUACAACCCGAACUUAUUACUUAGAGUUUAUGAUCAAACACAGUCACUAGACAUUGUAUUUACAAAUCCACAUUUAUACCACUUAGUUGUUGAGUGCGGAGUCUUGGCGGGAACACAACUGACGAUAAAGAAACUUUAUUGUUUCGCCUCAUACAAAAACAGAGGCAAAAGUAUAUGCUUUCACACAGAAACGCUGCCACCAUUUCAACAUAGAUGGUAAAAUAGAAACAACAAGAAUUGAGGAAGUAUCAAAGUGGCAUGUGCACUAAACAGUGAAGUUUGUCUGUAAUUUUGUGCGGCACCAUCUUAUCCUUUCUGCUGGAUACCAUUAAGCGAUGAGACAUGAACAAGUGCACUUACCUCAUUCUGGAUAUUUGAAUGACGAUAUAUUUUAUCCGCAAAAGCGUGCGUUUUAGAUGUCUCCUCAUAAAUGAGACAUAUAUCACUGUUGAGUAAUUAGACUGGUAGCGAUCUGUUUGGAUAUGAUCAAUAUGGCUCAAGCAAAAUAAAAAAAAGACAAAAACAUCUCGUAAAUUUUGCUGAGUUCUGCGUUAAACACAUGUUUUUACAUCAAAAUUUAUUGCUAUCACUAGUUCCAUUUUAACAUAUAGAACGAUGAAACCAGUCUUAUUUCUGAAGUUAUUACAUGAUAAAAACGCGCAGAUUAUGAUAAUCAAAAAGCAAACACGAAACUUUUUAAAUGAUAUUUUAAAACAUUUUCCAGUUGUAUCAUCAGGAAAAACGGACAAGAAAGAAGAAAUAUUUUCAAAUACUUACCAGGAAGUUUAGUAUUUCUAAGAAAAAGUCAGACACGUGUGUCAAAUGUGUAUAACAUCAUUUAUUUUCAAAUAAAUAUCUUUAUGGCGGCACGACAAAACCUUAGGAAUUGUCCGGAAUUGGGGCGGCUAACUUAGCUACUGUAACGAAGUGUUUAUAUCAUGGUUCACUAAUUUAUACUAAACUGAUUCGCUGUUAUUAUCAAAAGACAAAUUUCAAAGAAAAAAUACGCAUCACAAAACUGCAGAAGGUUGUUAUUGAUUGUUUUCAACAAUUUACAAUUUCUUUCUGAUUAUAUUCAUAUAUUAGACUAUAAUCUUUCCGACAGACGUCGUAUAUCGGUGAUAUUUUAUCCCAAAAUGUUUCGUACCGAACGCCAAAUAGUGUUUUGGAGGAAAAUGGUCAGUAGAUCUAAUUGGAUAUACGUGUUUUAACGUUUUGCGAGCAGAAUGGAUACACUAAUUCUUGGGACUUCACAUGUUAACAGACUUCGAUCUUAUUUUUAUCAGUGACAUGGCUCAAGCUACCCGAUGAAUUUACAUCCAGUCGCAACAGUGCGUUUUUUUAUUAUCAGGUGGACAUAUUACGGAUAGUGUUCAUGUUUGUCAGUGGGAAAACGCUAUUUCAAGAAGUCGGCCUGAACUGUUAAUAUUGCAUGUAGGUGGAAACGAUUUAGACAGUCGGCAAAUUGAUAUGAUUACGAUUGACAUGUUAAUCAUGCAAAUUAUUUAGUUGGCAAGUAUGUGGCGCAUACGAUAUGACAUACGCAUGACAUUAUUAUACAGAUACUUCCUCGGCCAAAUCCUCGGUACGCUCUCUCAAAAUUUUACCGGCAAAGUGUUGUCGUGGCAAACCAGAUCCUCAAGACAGAAUGUUCACAUAUUAAUGGGAUUGCAUACUGGAAAGUUCGUGGGGUGAAAGCGUGUGAUGUUGACAUAUACGCUGAUGGGGUACAUUUCAACGAUAUGGGACUGUUACGUUAUUUUAGAAGUAUCAGAGGAGCUUUGAUUAGUUCCCACAUUAGUUAAUUUCUGCUAAAAAUGUAUGCAUUUCACGGUGUGAAUUUGUUUUUGAUGUGCAGGAUUUUGGAAUUCAUUCAACACGUGUGCUAUUCAAAUCAGGAAGAGUUUUCAUAUUUACUCAAUUGAUUUUUGUCGGUCGGCCUGCAUCAUCGACUUGUUUUACGAGGAGCUCAGAUAUACAUUCGACAACAUUGAUCUUGUACUUUUGUCGAGUGGAAAGUUUUGAUAUUACAUUCUAACAACACCAUAUUGUGUAUAGUGUUGGUGCUUUUAUUUGUAGGGUUGACAUACAUGACAUAUGUUGCAUUUUUGAAUAUAACACGUAGGGUGAAAGCACUUGAUGUGUUUUGUGUGUAUAGUUCCCAUUUUACAUACCCCUUUCAGGGCCUCACUUCGUGUGAGUCUGCUUAUUAAAUAUAAAUUUGAAUUAUGUAAAGUUUUCAGCAAACGUUUAGCUUUAUUUUGAUACCAACCAUUGAUAACAAUUUGCAGAAAUAAAGAAAUUACAGGUAAAAAAAUCCUCAAUCCUUUUCUGUCCGGGUUUAUCAUCAGUACCAGUACAGUCAAUAUUUUUGUUUCAUUUUCAUAGUGUCAAUUUUAAUUGAAUUACCGAGUAAUGUGGUUACAAAUUUAUUUAGGCUAUGGCCAGGUGUUGCUUGUUUAAGCUAUUGGUGACUGUUUAAAUGCCAUAGUCAUGACCUUAUUGCUAAGGUCAAAUACAUAUUUCAUGCCUUAUCUUAAGGCGGUUAAUCAUGUAUAAGAAUAGGGCAAUGAGUUGUAAUUUAGAAAUAUUUUUGUUUUAUUUACAUUGUGUCAAUUUUAAUUUGCAUUAUCAGGUAUUGUAGAUAGUAAUGUAUUGAAGGCUAGGGACAGUUGUUGCUUGUUUAAGCUGUUGGUGGCUGUUGAACUGCCAUAGUUGUGACUUUAUUGGUAAGGUCAGGUUCAUAAUUCACGUCUUAGUUUAUAAAUGUCAUUGAUUAUUGCUAAGGUGGUUAAUUAUGCCUUAACUCUAGGGUAAUAAAUACUGUACUUAUUAACUUAAGGUGGUUUAUUAAUGUCAUUAUUUAUUGCUAAGGUGGUUAUUUAUUGCUUAAUUCUAAGGUAAUAAAUACUGUAAUUAUACAGUAUGUAGGAUGACACUGCUUGUUUGGUUUAUUGCUUGCGCAAUAUGUUGCAGUUUUUCCGCCCUAACAUUUGAUUUCAUUAAAAUUUUGCUUAGUUUAGCAAUUACAAAAUGCUAGUUGUAUUGUGUAAUUAGCAUUAUGUUAUGAAGUAACAUAAAGAUUUGUCAUUUAUUAUUAAAUGGCUUUAUUCAUUCACAUCCGUGUUGUUACUUUCUCGCAAAUCAAACGUAGAAAAACUUCCAAUGAACCAAGUGUCAGACAUAGAACAUUAUUUAUUUUCAAAUAAAUACCUUUAUGGCGGCAGGACAAAACCGGAAUUAGGGCGGCUAACUUAGCUAUUGUAACGAAGUGUUUUGAUCAUGAAUCACUAAUUAAUGCUAAACUGAUUCGCCAUUAUCAUCAGAAGACAAAUUUCAAGGAAAAAAUACGCAUCACAAAACCCGCCCUUCCCACCCUUAUUUUAAUAACAAUUUCUGAUUAUUUUUGCAUAACUUUCAUGUACUAGUGUUGGCCCAACAUUUUAAGUCAUUGAAAUGUUUGCGUACAUUUUGCAAUUUUAAAAGGUUAGUUGAGUCAACAUUUGAUUUCAGUAGAUCUUGGCUUUUUAGCAAUUUUAAAGUGCCAGUUUCUGUUACUGAUCCGUUGGUAUAGGCCUAAAAUUUUCAUGGUUCUUACAUUGUGUAAUUAGCAUUUAUGUUCCAUUGUUUGAAGUUUUACGUUUGUAUAUGUAAUGGUUCCGACAACAACUGAAUUCAUACUCUCAAACCAAAAUACACCCACAGUUAUAUCCAUUGCUAUUUUUUAGGAUAAUAAGAAGUGGCUUUUAGUGGAAUCGCGAUAGAGGAAUGGCAUGACAGGAAAAUAAGUAAACAUAUCGUAACAUAAAACAUCUAAGCUAAAUGGAGAACUGUGUAUAAAUGAUUCGAGAAUUAGAGUUAUAAAUCAGUUUUUUUAACAUUACGCUAAAGUUUAGUGUUCAUUUGUCUACUGCAAUUGUGGUUUGCUUUACCUCGAAUAUUUGAAGAAUAAGAAGUCUGUUACACUCACCCAUUUGUCCGCUUUGGCGUCAUGUUGUAUGUAAGCAGUCGAUUUAUUGAUGCUUCACACAAUUGUUACCGUGAUAACUUGACAUGCACUGCUUUUGUUUCAUAACCCGGUUUGCUUUCCACAGACUUGUUCUCCUCUUUCGGCUGGGAAUUUUUAACAUUUUAAUGCAGGACUAUGUGACAACUAGCAGGAAUGAAUUGAAACUUCACACGCUUGUUUAUGCUAUGAUUUGACAUGCAGUGGUCAAGGUUCAAAACUAUUGUUUUACUCCUUUUCCCACUUUGCAUUUUUGUAACGUUUUUGUUCUUGGUAUUCACUUUUAGGAGUGGAUUGAAACUUCACACACGUCUUCACGCUGAUGAUACGGCAUGCACUGCAUUGGUUCCAUAGAUCUAUUUUGCCUUUUUAAAAACACCAAUGCCCAUAUUUGGACUCAGUAAUUUUUUUGUUUGUAAACAAGUAUCUCAUUUAGCAAAACAAGAGGGUAGGAUAGGUGGCCUUACUUACAUUUAAGCAAAAUUGUUGACCCUUUUGUAUUUGUUUAUGUGUUUAUGUCUUUGAUUGAAAAAAUGUUUCUUCUGACACUAAUGUAUUAGCGGAAUUGUAUCCAUUCUUUCAAAUAUUUUACCCAGGAUCUUUUUUUUCGGCUCAAAUAACUCUUUUGUCCAGAAAAUAAUACUCUAAUCAUUAUUUAGACUGUUCACUUUGAUUCAGCUGACUACACAUAACUAAAAUAUGUAAUUCCUACUUGAAGUUUGUAUUCUUAGUUCCGCUGCCAAAGAAAUGGACAUUUUUCAAUCUAUCCGGGUGUCAGAACAGAAAUUUUGACCUACAAAUUCUCAUAAAGUUAGAAACGAGUCUUCCCUAUUGCAGUUAAUUGCAUACAUAUUUGAUUUUCAACAUUUGUAUUGAAUCAUAAAUAUUGAUAGUAAUUUAUACAUUAACACUAUUUUAUCUACACAGAUUAUUAUAUAUAUGCUCGCUAUUUAUUGACGAUUGUCAGUACAACCCGCCCGAUUAGCUCAAUAGGGAGAGCGUAGAUCUACGGAUCGCGGGGCCGCGAGUUCGAUCCCCGGGCGGGCCGUAUGUUCUCCGUGACGAUUUGAUAAAAGACAUUGUGUCUGAAAUCAUUCGCCCUCCACCUCUGAUUCAUGUUUGGAUGUUGACCUUUACUUGCGGAGAACAGGUUUGUACUGGUACAGAAUCCAGGAACACUGGUUAGGUUAACUGCCUGCCGUUACAUAACUGAAAUACAUUGAAAAACGGCGUUAAACGACAAUAACCUAUGUCUGGGGGAUAAACUUUUCGGAGACAAGCCGGAUAAAUUAAAGCUCAGAAACACAAUAACCAAAUAUUCUAUACAUCCUGUGUUUUCAUUAAAAAUGAUUUUCAAGUUACUUAAACUUGCAUUUAAAGGUCCAUAAUGCUUUAAAUUUUUAUCUUAUAAACAAAUGAAACAGCUUCCCAAAUCGUGAUGUUAUGCGUACUUGCAUGGUUAGAAAAGCACCACUGUUAAUGUUAUAGUUAGAACAUUAAAGGGAGGUAAUAAAAACAAUAGAUUCAAUAAAACAUUCUAGUAUAUUCAGCAAUAUUCAAACCUUUGACAAAUGUUAAAGGAGGUAAUUAUCAGAAAUAAGAUUUAACAAGAAAUUAAUGUAUUUUAUGUCCAUAACGGACAACUAUUGUCUGCAGUAGAGGCACUACAAAAAUCACAGGAUGGUAUGAAAAAGUUGCUAGAAAUAAGAUUGAUAAGUUACGACAUGAAAUGAAAGCUUAUAUUGACACUAAAAUAAAAGCGUUACAGGAUGAUAUCUCCUUAGCCACUGGUAGAGAGGCUUCGAGAAUUGACGAGAGUGUGACUACAAUUCAGUCAUUGAAAGGCCGCAUCGAUACCAUGGAACAGAUUGAGCGAUAAAUGACCAGAGUGCAAACAACGGAACACGGUAACCAGGAUAAAACAGUGCAUGAUCAACGGUGGUACUGACCUAGCCAGUUGGAUGACUCGGACAUCUUCGUGAUAGCUAGUGGUGUGAAAUCGGAGCCAGGCGAAAACCUUGUUCAAAUGGCACAGGAAAUUAUUAAUUCGCUUUGGAAUGAUGUUACGUCACAGGUUGUCAUCACAGGCGCUAUAGGACUCGUAAAAAUAUCGUUUCGUUGUCUGAAAGAAAAAGAGCUUGUUCUAAGGAAUAAAAUGUCCUUGAAAAAUACGUUUGAUUACAAGGAAGUAUACCUUAAAAGAUGCAAAUCGCACGCUGAAAACUUAUUAAAUGCACGCAUUCUACUUUGACAAUUGCCGGACGGUGGCCGUAACCUCAGAUUAAAUGGAUGUGGACGUAUUAUUCAGCAGCGCGUUCAACGUGAAACCCCCUAGAACUGCAAUAGUGAUACAUGUAACUAGGAUUUACCCCGUCCCAGCGGUGCUAUAAGCUUAGCGCAUAUUAAUGAUUUGCGUGUCGCAAUAUCCAAGCUUUAGAGUCUGAUAUAAUUACUGUAUGCGAGACCCAUUUACGUGACCAGUAAGUUAUCAAUGUUUAUGGUUACAAAUGGUAUGGAUACAACAGAACAGAAAUUCAUCGCAAUACCCUUCCGGCGGCGUCGGAGUACUAGUCCAACAGUGUAUUACAUAAUCAUAUAACACAGAGUUUGUAGAUAGGUCGUUUGAAGGGAUACUAUGUCUUAAAUUUACUGAUCGCGCUACAGGCAUAGACUUUCUUGUAUAUUCACUGUUACUUACCCCCAGAGAAUUCCACAAGGGGCCGAGACGCUCAAACUUUUUACACACAUUUAUUAACACAGAUGUAUAGUUAUUAUGAUAUUGACAACGUUUUCAUUGGUACCAUUUGUGAUUGUGACACUAUUUCAACACGUCAUAUUCUUGAUAAAACUAUUAAUAAACACGGGCAUGAGUUCAUAGAUUUUCUCACUGAUGCGAAGUUAUGUGUUUUGAACGGCCGUUAUGAUCAUGGUAAUUGUACGUAUAGGGGCCUAUAUGUGCUCCGCAUGAUACAUUUACUAACUGUAAAACAUUUAAAAUGUAAACCGUACAAGAGAUCAAAGAUCAGCACGGUUUACAUGGUUUACAUCGAAACGGUCACGCUUACCGUUGGGAAUUAAGAAAUAUACCACAGGAUUUUAUGGACAGUGAAAGAGCAAAAUUAGCUAUUUUAAAUAUCAUUUCGUAAAUUGAAAACACACGUGAAAGACAAGAUAACAUUGCUUUAGUAAACCAGAACUUAUGUAACGUUAUUACAAGUAAAAUGGUCAACACUAUUCCUACUUGCAACAGCACUAACAGAUCAAAUAGCACAGCAAAUCAUUCUGGAAUAGCGAUUUACAAAACUCCUGAAAUACUAUGCGGACUAGGGAACGAGAGUUUCUUAUGUGUACUGGAAAUAACCGCAUGCGUUUUAAGCUUAGGAUGGAUUAUAUAGCUUCUAGGAAUGCAUUUGAUAAGUUGCUUUGACAGACGGAACGUACAUACAGACAAUGCAAAGAGAUUGAUAUUGAGGAAACCUAGACCCAAAAUCCAACAGAAUUCUGACGGAAAAUUCAACGCUCAGGUCUACGGAAAGAUAAGACAAUACCAAUAGAAAUUAUAGACAAUGGCAUUAUUAUACAAGAUGAAGAUGCUGUUUUUAACAAGUGGAAAAAAUGACUUUUAAACAAUAUAUAAAGUCUUGAAGACAAUAGCGAUUUUGAGGAUUUCGAUUACAACCGUGCAAAGGUACACAGACGCCUUCUCGAAGUGAAUAUUGAAGACCCGUUAUAUAUGCCAAAUGCAUAUUUAAAUGGAAACAUUAACGUCGCAGAAUUGUCACAAAUUAUCAUGCAUGCAAAACAAAAAAAAAAACAACAAACAAACAAACGGUUCAGCCUGUAGGAUAGAUAACAUACCCUACGAUAUGUUGAAAACCCUACAGUUAUUGCGGUGCUUAGGGAACUUUUCCAGCUGAUAUUUGAUUUUAGCAUAAUACUAUCAAUAUGGAGAAAGGCAAUUAUAUGUUCUAUACUAAAAGGUCAAAACUCAGACAAACGGAUACGGGAUAAACUUAUUAUCCUGUAUAAUUAAACUGUACAGUUCAUUCAUAGCAAAGCAAUUAACUAAGUACCUGGAAGAAAACGGACUUUUAGCAGAUGAGCAAAACGGAUUUAGGGCCAGUCGAUCGAAUGAGGACCAUAGUUUCGUAUUUAACUGCCAGGUUAAAAACAACUCGAACGUUUUUACAGCAUAUAUCGACCUGAAAAAAUGUUUUGAUUUUAUUGACAGAGAAAUGUUGCUAUAUAAGCUGUUACCACACAAAAGUAUUGGAAAAAAUGUAAAAUUCUACGAAGAACAUAUACGCUAGUUCCGUGUCAUGUGUUAGAAUAAAUAAUAAAAUGACAGACUGGUUCAACUGCUCAACUGGUGUAAAACAGGGGUGUAACCUUUCGCCAACAUUAUUUGUUAUAUUAGCCAGUAUGUACAAGAGGUCAACGAUCUUGACGUAGGAGUCACAAUAGAGGAAUCUAAAGUAUCUAUCCGUAGUGUUGAUAGCAGACACGGAAGAUAAGUUACAGACUAUAUUGAACACAUGUCACGAAUGGUGCAAACGCCUGAGGGUGAUUAUCAACACCGUAAAAUCAAAAUGUAUGCACUUCCGGCGAGGCAGAACACAACGAUCGAACAAUAUCUUUAAGAUAGGUGACAAUGUGCUUGAGACAGUUGGUCACUACAAAUACCUCGAGUGAUUUGCACUCUCUAAAGAAGCUGGUCGUGCAUUAGGAAAUCUAAUCAGUAAGAUCCACCAUCUCAAGGUGUUUGGCUUCAGGUCAUUUGAUAAACUAUUUAAUUCAUGUGUCGUACCUGUACUAGAUUAUGGUGCCUCAAUUUAGGGCGGAAAACAGUUUCAGUCUAUAGAUAAUGUUAAACAUCGGGCGUUAAGAUAUUUUAUGGGUGUUCAUCGUUUUACACCAGUCUUUGCUCUUUAUGGUGACAGUGGAUGGAUACCAAGUCUAUACAGAAAAUGGAGAUGUGUUUUACGCUAUUGGAACAGAUUUCUUGGGAUGAAUGACGAAAGACUGACUAAAUGUAUAUUCAAUUUGUAGAAAUAACUGGUCUAGUGAUGUGAAACAAAUGUUUGAAAAUUUACCGUAAAAAGUGCUAUAAAUAUAUCGAACGCUAAUACCAUGAAAAGAGAUUACUACGCUAGAAAGUGAUCAGCUGAUAUACAAAACGUGUCAAAGUUAAGACUUACAGUUGUUUAAAAGAGAUGUGUCAUGUGAAACCUGUUUGACAAUGAACUUAAGAAAGUGUGAGCGGUCAUUGUUAUGUCAAUUCAGGUGUGGUAUUGUAGAUAUAUAGGUGAACCAGUGAAUUUAAGACUAUGUAGAUUUUGCUAUUGAAUUCAGUGGAAGACUAGAGACACUUUUUGCUUGAGUUCGAGCUGUAUAAUGUAUUUCUUCCAAAUAUAUUUGGAGAUAUCUUGCUAAAUGAUAAUUACAAUCGUUUAACAUCUGAAAACAAAAUGUCGUUUCUAUUAAAUUAUUACCCAAGGAAAACAGCGAAGUAUAUUGUUAAAGCAUAUCUCCAUAGAUGCGGUAUUAUGUAUAACUUAUAACUGCUUAAGGAUAUUGAUUAUGGAUAUAUGAUAACUAUACAGUUCAUAAUAAUACUUUUCGCUGUAUGACACUCAUUUAAGAUGUAUGUUUUUGAAUGGUCAUAUAUUGUAUUUAUUGUCGUAUUACUGUAUAACUGUUUGACAUAAACAUUGCCCUAUGAUAAAACAUGAUUCAAACCCGCAAGUUAUAACUAGAUUGUAUUGUGUCACGGUAUAGAACUUGAAUAUUAAAACGGGGAGAAAGUCUGUAGGCGGCCGGGUAGCUCAGUCGGUAGAGCAUCGGAAGGGUAUCCCGAGGCCCCGGGUUCGAGUCCCGGUCUGGCUGCACAUUUUUCUCACCCUGUGACUUUUGGCGCCCAACGUAGAACCGUGACGGCAUUACACUGGUUAGUCUCCGACGCCUGUAAUUGCUCAUAUAGAAAGUACCCGCUGAAAUUCGAGGACGAAUUUCAAAGUGAUGGGGAAAUAUGUCACGGUAUAGAACUUGAAUGUUAAAACGGGGAGAAAAUGUGCAGCCAGACCGGGACUCGAACCCGGGGCCUCGGAAUACCGUUUGCACAUUUUUUCUCACUCUUUGGCAAUUGCACUUUGUAUUUCAAUAUUGGUAUUCUAUUUGACCACAUAUCGGUAUGUUUCUGUUAUAACAUGACUUCUCUGAUAUAUAUAUAUAUUUGAUUUGUAUGCCAUUUGUACAUACUCACAUACAUAUACAUGUUUGUCAUAUCUAUUUAUUUGCAUAUAUAUCAUUUUCUUGAUUACGAUUAAAUUUAAUAUAUAAGGUGACUUAUAGGUCCACUGGGCCGGGUGCUUUUAAAUACAUGUUUAUUGUAUAAAUUGUUCUAAUUACGAAUGCACAUGUCACUAUAAUAAACAAUUUCUUAUCUUUCUUAUUUUACUAUAUAAUUAUUGUAGGACUUGGAAAUUUAAGGUCAAUUGUGAAAAGACAGAAGUCAUGGUUUUUAGAAAAGAUGGAGUUAUUUGUCAUAUUAUCUAUGUUAGCCUGGGAAGCCGUUGAUAAUUCGUGCUUUGUUAGUGGAAAUCAUACCUCAUAUGCAUUAAAGUCAAGUCAAGUCAAAUAUUUUAUUGGCAUAAACACAUAUAUGUCCAUCGCCAAAUAACUUUGCGGCGGUUUAUACGUUUAUCUACAGUUAAAUAAUUACAAUAAUAAUAAUUAAAGUAUUACAAGAACAGAAAAGUGUAGUGUAAACAAUUUCCAUGAUAACAUAUCUCUAUGACAUAAAUUUAACAUACAUAAACAGAACAUCAAAGACAUAAUUAUAAUUAGCUAAUUUCAUUUCUUUUUUGAGUCGCCAUGUAUAUAUACUUUGCUAAAUUAACAAUUACAUUUCUCUGUGUAGAUUUCAUUAUUGUUUUAAAUUUGUUGAUAUUAGGCCAAGAACAAUAAUAUCUAGGUAAACAUGUUUUUCUCAAAUCAUUAUAAAAUGGGCACACUAAUAAAAAAUGAUACUCUGUUUCAACUUGAUUCGUAUUACAUUUAGUACAAACACGUUGGCUUCUUUCAAUAUUUCUAAACCUCCCCUCUUCGAUAGCUAAUUUAUGUGGGGAACACCUAAACCUUGAUAAUGCUAUACAAUGUUUCACAUUAUUAACACAAACUAGAUAUUUUUCUAGAGAAAAUUCCUGUUUAAAUAAAUUGAAACAUUCCAAUUAAGAGAAGGUACUAAGUUCUGCACACCAUUGUUGCAAUUGUUGAUCAUAUAUUCUUUGUUCAAUAUUUAAGACAUGUGUAUUUGUAACAUUUUCAGUAUCCCACAAAUAUAAAAAACCUAAAUCUGACAACAAAUUUUUAACAUUUUUUGACCAAUCAUUCAACAGAUUUCCAUUUGCAUCUCUUAAAAACAUCAGUCUAUAUAUUAAAGAUCCCACUAAAUUUGCGCUAAUUAGUGUUAAUUGGCAUUCACUGAGUUUCUGAUAUUAUCAAUGUCAAUUUGCAGAUAGAAAAGAAAAAGAAAUUGUCAGACUGGAUUCCCAGGCUAAUCAUAUGAAUAUGUAUUACAUAAUUAUAUGUAUAGGUAUAUGUAGAAUGCAUGAGUGUAAUUUUCUUCGUAAUCUUUGUAAUUAUAUAUUGAUAUGUGUCACAUCUGUAUAUGUAUAGAUAUGGGUUUGUUAUUGCUUUCAUGUAUGUAAAUUUAUUUAUUAUAUACUGAUUACAAAUUCUAAUUUUUACUCUCUUUAUACUGUCAGUAAGAGUUACAGUGUUUUGAUAAUGUCAGAAAUAUCUAUGAGUUUUUUUCACGCAAACUAAAAUAAUACUGAAGUUCAGGUAAAUCGAACACUUCUGGAGUAGUUACUGCUACGAGUGUCAAAUUUGUAACAAUUGACAGUUAAGUAUUUAGUGAAAGCAUUUUUUUUAUGUCAGUGGACAGAAAUUUCACAUAUUUAUUUUUGACCUUCCAAAACAGAAUUUAAAAUUCUAAUUUAAAAUGUUUGCAUAGUAUGAUGUCCACAACUGCAUUACUAUAUCAUGUAUUAUGUAAAUUGUAUGUCAUCAUGAGUUUUGUAACUUAUAUGAAUGUAAUAAUGUUAUCUUAUCUGAUCUUUAAAUGAAUUUUGAUCGAGAAUGUUAAUAUUUUGGUCUAAAACGUAUCGACAUACACGAUACCUUUGUCAAUAUGUAUCCGUCUAAUCUACAUACGUGUAAAAGUCAGCAUUUCGAAAUGGACAAAAAGCUGCGAACAUGCUUAGAAUAUGCCGCGAACAUACCCACUCUGGGAUAUUCGCCGCUAGCCGCGAACAUGCUGCCAUUGAUUUGACACUAGUUCGCGGGAUAUUCGCCGUAAAAUCAAUGAUUGCGGUUUAUUCGUCAAAACAACAUAAAAGAUUGUAAUCUUUUGGUAAACUGUCCAUGAAGAACUUUGAAUCCAGCAGGUCGAUUGUAGAUCAAUUAAUUUGUAACAUUAUCUGUAAGGUCACAGUAUGAGUCUGAAUAAGUUAAUUACAACGAAUUGUUUUGGACUAUAUUUUGAUGUAUUAUGUAUGCAUUACAGACAUAUAUGUUUGAUAGGAAUGAAGUCUUACUUGCUUUAUGAUCAUAAUUCUUUUCGUUUGUUUUGCACUAUUUCUGUACAAGCUAGCUUGUUGGCAAUAUAUGACUAGAUUUAUGCUUGGUAAUCAUGGUUCUUAUCUUGUUCGCGGCAUGUUCGAAGCAACCUGUUCAUUACAAGUUCGAAGCAACUUGUUUAUAAAAUGAUCGCAGCAACUUGUUUGCCGGAAGUUUGCAGAAACUUUUUCGCGGCAAAUCUAAUUUGCCUGUGAACACCAAAUGGACAUCCCGCGGUCAAACUGUGUCUAUUUUUAAGUGUUCGCUGCAUGUUCGCCAGAUAUUUGCGGCAUGAUCGCGACAAGUGUUCGCGGCAAACUAUAAUAUUUCCGUAACGGAGUGUAGCGGCUUUUGAAGGAUUUUUCAUUUGCUAAUAAAAUAGAGACGGACAUGAGCUAUUUAUUUUGCACUUUCAACAAUAUUUUUAUAUAUCUCAUCAAUUUUGUUAUCUUAGUCCAUUAUAUCGAUGUGUGUAAAUUUCAAAUUAUUGUUUUUAUCAAAUGUGUUCGAAACGUUUUUAUUUAAAGUACAUGCAUAAUAAUAUAUAAAACUUAGGUUAUUAGAAAUGAGCGCGUGCAAGACAAAAUUUGCUGAUUUUAAUUACACAAUAACCGGCUAGAGUCCUGCGAAACUGCUUGUUUUUAAAGUGUCCUAAGACUUUUAUACUGUUUAUAAUAUGGAUGCCAUUGUUUUGAACAUAAAAUUAAGUUCAUGUACAAUAUUGAAAGCAGUACUUUUCUUACCAUAUAAUUAUGCACCUUUUGUAUCUGAAAAUCAUUAUGAAUUUAAGCUAACUGCCUAGCAGGGGCAGCUGACUGCUCGAUUCCGAGUCGGACGCGAUGAUUUGUGCAGUCUUCGGAUUCUGAUUUGCAAACAUAAAGUAAAAAUCCAUAAUUAUUGUAUUUCCGGCAUUGAAUUGUAUUUUUAAUUAAGAAAUAAUAUAUAGCAGGCUUGCGGAAUAAUUCACGAGGCUGUAGCCUGUGUGAAUUAAACACGCUGCGUCUAUUCGUAUUGUUAAGAUAUGUUCAAACAUGGUUCUGCUAAAUAUUAGUUCGACUCUAAUAUUUCUUUUUUGUAAGCAAACAGAUGAAACAGGGAAGCGCAUAUAUGGCGCCAAAUAUAAAAUUGCAUUUUUGGGGAAAAUGACACCUUCAAGGGCAGAUAAUUGUUAUUUACUUAAACUUAGCCACCAACUAGGUAUGUGCAUUUUACAUAAAAUUAAUACGCAUUUAAUGUACAUUGUAUGUUAUUAAUGCAUGUAUUUUUUAAUUUGAAUUGAAACAGCUACAUUAUAAAACUAAGACCUUAUGUUUUGUAAUUUACUUCUAUGUACUAAUAAACAUAACAAAUUUGC
Mercenaria mercenaria is the source of this 18960-nucleotide messenger RNA. RefSeq lists its product as uncharacterized. The transcript has 5 exons. Lineage: Eukaryota; Metazoa; Mollusca; Bivalvia; Venerida; Veneridae. The record is from RefSeq and is a predicted model, not a curated record. Bases 66 to 5198 code for a protein of 1710 amino acids. Gene Ontology annotation, molecular function: ADP binding; Hsp90 protein binding.